This is a messenger RNA of Prunus persica (peach), 3228 nucleotides long. RefSeq lists its product as uncharacterized. NCBI's taxonomy places the organism in Eukaryota, Viridiplantae, Streptophyta, Magnoliopsida, Rosales, Rosaceae. The record is from RefSeq and is a predicted model, not a curated record. The transcript is spliced from 7 exons. Gene Ontology annotation, molecular function: chromatin binding. The coding region runs from base 893 to 2959 and encodes 688 amino acids.
AAUUUAACAAAUAGUUCCUUUUUUUCUUGUUCAACCAGUCCCUCUCUGUUCCAUAGCUGCACAUACAUUUCCAAAGCUCUGCAACUCUCCCCACUUGUCAUGUCCAUGGCCUUUUCAAGAAAUCUUCUUUUCUCUCCUUCUCUUCCUUCAUCUUCUCCUCCUCUUGUCCCUCUCUUUCUCUACUCUACCUUGUACCCACCAAGACAAGCACAAAGCUUUCUCUUCUCUCCCUUCUCUUAAAACCCUCCAACACCUGCAUCACCUAGUCUGUUCUACCAACUAGGCUUGCGUCUUUCCAGUUCCUUUUUCGUGAGCUUUUGCUUUUGUGGUCUUAAUUAUAGAUGCCCAUUUCAAAUUUGUUCCAAUUCUCUUGGAAAAAGCAGUCAAGGCAAUGUCUUUGAUGCUCUUUGGGCUUUCACGCUGAUACCGAGUUCUAUUGAGUAUAGGGUGUUCUGAUCUGCCUUUAGGCCAUCAAAAUGCAGGUUUUUGUGGCUUCCAUGAAGGUUUUUGACAUCCGCAGUUCUUGUUUGGUGUAGUUCUUCCAAGUCUCAGCGGAAAAUUUCAUGGUAGAGUUACUAGUGAUCAAAUUGUGCAUUGGUUGAACGGUAUAGUCCUCCUGAUUAUGUAUGGUUGCUGAUCCUGAAGAUUAUUGAACAAAUUUGAUUGUUAUUUGAACCUUUUGCUACGUAUUUGGGGGCCUUUUCAGCUGUAAAGUCAAGACUUUUGAUCUGCUUAGGUUUCCAUGCCCUAAGCUCUCCUAUUUUCAGGCAGCCAAGUCAUGGAGAUUUGAACCCUUUUGCUAUCUUUCAUUUUGCGCAUCUUCAGCUAUGUGAUUAGAACUUCAAGUGGGUUUCGGGUGUUUUGUCAACCCCUCUUUGUGCGUUCUGUCAAAAUGUCUGGAAAUGGUCACUGUUUUGUGGAGUGGAAAGAGCACUUUGUUUCACAGGAGAGGGGCAACCGUGUGGUUCACUAUUUCUUGAAGGAUUCUGCUGGAGAAUCCAUUCUUGCAGUUGUGGGUACUGAGAGGAGUGUUAGGCACAUGUUCUAUGUUGUUUCUGAGGAAUUUUUGUAUGUGCACGGAAAGGAAAGCUCCACUAAUGCUAACUUUAAAUGGAGGUCAAGAAGAGAGGUUGUGGAUUGGCUUACAUCUAUGCUGUCAAAGCAGCAUAUACAUGCAGAUCUAUCCGAAUCACCCCAACAUGAUUCGUCACAAGCUUCGGGGACUCCUGAAUAUCCAAUGAAUGGAGUUAGUGCCCCCCAGACCCAUGGCCGUCUUUCAAAGAACUUCAAGGGACAGAGUCCAGCCAUUGUUUGGUCAGGUGUUGCAUGGACAUGUGGUAAACAGCUCAAGCAUUUUCCUGCAUUCUGUAGGGAUGGGAUUACAAUAGCGAUUAAGUCCUUUGUCUUUGUCAUGGCAAAGGGAGAAAAUCACUAUGUUGCUUAUAUUGAAGAUAUGUACGAAGACAAGAGAGGUCAAAGAAAGGUUAAAGUGAGGUGGUUUCAUCAUAGCCAGGAAGUCAAGGGGGUAACUCCUCUAAGAAAUCCUCACCCAAAGGAAGUUUUCAUCACACCAUAUGUGCAGGUCAUUAGUGCAGAAUGUGUUGAUGGUCCUGCAACAGUCUUAACCCGUGAACAUUAUGAAAAAUGCUUAGCUGUGUUUCCUAGGGCUUUAUUGGCCAGAGUACAUCUUUGUUGUAGGCAGUUUAAAAGUAACAAGGUGAAGCCAUUUGAUUUGAGUAAAAUGAAUGGCUAUUUCGAUCAGCCAAUUCUCUCUUGUUUGGGUCCCAACUUUUCAGCAAAAUCUGAGUUUAUAAGUGAUAGCCUGAUUGGGGAAGAAGAUGAAUUGGGUCCAAGUGAGUAUGUAAAAUUAGGAUCUAAGAGGACUAGAAGUGGAAGGCCAUGCCCGAGGUUUGCAGCUAAUCAUUCAAGAGCAAGAAGUUCUACAAGAGAUAGCCAGAUGAUGGCAUAUAGACCUCUUCAGAAAUCAAAUUAUGGUUCGCUAGACAGGAGACUGUUUUCCAUGAAGCUUGUUGAUUAUCAGCCUUGGUAUACCCCACUCUUUAAGGUUGCUGAAAAGAUAGAAUUGCUAUGCCAAGAUAGUGGCAUACGAGGCUGCUGGUUUAGGUGUACAGUCUUGCAGAUAUCACGAAAACAGGUGAAAGUCCAAUAUGAUGAUUUGCAAGAUGAGGAAGGAUGUGGCAAUCUUGAGGAAUGGAUCCCAGCUUUUAGACUGGCUAUGCCUGAUAAGCUUGGUAUAAGGCAUCUAGGCCGCCCAAUGAUCCGGCCAGCCCCUCCUAAGGAACAAAUGGACCUUGCUCUCGAGGUUGGGGCUGCAAUUGAUGCAUGGUGGAGUGAUGGCUGGUGGGAAGGGAUUAUCACUGGAGUUAGCAGCUGUGGUGAUAACUUUCAAGUUUUCUUUCCUGGUGAAAGCUUACUCUUGAACAUGCACAAAAAGGAUCUGAGAAUAUCAAGAGAUUGGUUGGGGGACCAGUGGGUUGAUGUUGAGGCAAAGCCUGAUGUACUUUCAGCCAUAUCUUCAAAAAUUAGCUCAUGCACUCGUCCCUUUACAUCGUCCACUGUUGCCAAAGAUGUCAACACCGAUGGUUUAGCUUUGUCGUAUAUCAAAGUUCCUUCCAGUACUAAACAUGUUGAAGAGGAAAAACUGAACUUGGAUGCAUCUUCCAGUUAUGAUGCUCCUGAAAAUAUGGACUUGGUCAAUGAUAAGAAGUCCCCAUCAUUAAAAGACAUUGGUACUGAAGGUGUUGAUGUCAAUGACAGUUGUGGUGAUGCACAGGAUGUCCAAGGUAAUGAUGAUGAUGAUGAUAACAAAGAUGACAACAAUUGUGAGGAUGACAAAGGUGAAAACAAUGGUGAUGAUGAAGGCCGAGAAGGCAUGGAGGUGUUUGAAACUCCAGGGCAAAGCCCCAAAGCAGUAGAAAUCAUGGAAGUGACAUCAUAAGAUGUCUAACUCGAGUCGGAUAGCCUUAAAUUAUGGCAAUUAAGGAUGCAAGUGUUGUUCCCUUAUGUUGGAAGGGUGUCAGUUAGGAUGUCUGUAAAUAGUUACACAGAUGUGUUGGAGAAGCUCACUGCUUUGUUUGGAGUUGGUGGCCUUCGUGGGUGUACAGUUAUGAGAUUAGAGUUUUAUGAUAAUUGUUACUGUUUUUACUGGGGUUUUCAAUGAUUGUAAUUCUGAUUCCUUAGAUUAGCACGGUUCUUCCAGUUUAGUGA